AUGAAAGACGGCUACAAGUCAUCCACAUCCUUCACAUACCUGCUCCUGAAAACAGGCAUUCCCCUCACAGCCAGGAACUACUGCGGUCAAACACUUCUAUAUACCGUGUGUAGCGUCGUGCCAUCCUACCCAGAACGGUUGCUUGAUUCCACAGAAAACCUAAUCAGCCAUCUCUCUGCAUCCGAAAAUCUCCUACAUCUGUUCACCAAGCUGCUGUGUAGCCAUGAUGGUUACGCAACCGCGUUUGCCGCGAACCUAUUUGCUCCGAACGAUGAGGAAUACGUGGAAUCGUUUAAAUAUCUAAUGGAGCUGGGGCUGGAUCCGUUUUAG
This is a messenger RNA of Aspergillus tanneri, 330 nucleotides long. RefSeq lists its product as uncharacterized. The transcript has a single exon. Lineage: Eukaryota; Fungi; Ascomycota; Eurotiomycetes; Eurotiales; Aspergillaceae. The record is from RefSeq and is a predicted model, not a curated record. The coding region runs from base 1 to 330 and encodes 109 amino acids.